AUGGAAGAGCGACGUCGAGAAUUAACAAAAAUGCGUGUUCGCAAACAUCGAAGAAUGAAAAAAGAUUUAAUUAAGUGGCAAUCUUUGGCACAUCAAGGAUCAAUUGAUUUUGUGACAGAACCUAACACCAUUUCUUCAGAGAACGAGGAAAUGUUUAUCAAUGAAAAUAAAGUUCUACAUCAUAAUGAACUUAUUAAUCAUGCAGAUUCUGACGAGAUAGAAAAUAAUGAAAUAGAAUCAGAAUGCGCUGAAGAUCGAAAUGAAAAUUUAAAAAUUGAAGACAAUAAUUCUAACUUUGAAAUGGAUAUAAACGAUGUAGCUGAAAAUGAAUAUCAAUCUAGCGAUUUAGAAGACUUGUUACAAAAUUCAGAAAAUGAUGAAGAAGAACAAUUGAGAGAAUGGGCAAUUAAAGGUAAUAUUUCUUGGGUUCUUAUAUCUCAAUUGCUUCUUAUUCUACGACGUCAAUUAAUGACACAACUUCCGAAGACAGCUUCAAUAUUUUUAAAUCUAAGAACAGAAUUUUAUAUUAAAUCUAUGACAACUUCCUUAUAUAAAAAUGCUGAGUUUGUGUAUUUUGGAAUUGCAAAAGGUCUUGCUUCGUGUUUUAAUCAUUCUCUGCAUCCAGAUGAAAUUAUCAAUUUAGAUAUUAAUAUCGAUGCAGCACCUCUUUGGAAAUCAACUUCAAAUGAAUUUUGGCCUACAUUGUGUAGAAUACAGAAGAUAGGAGAAGAUAUCGAAUAUAUAAAAGGGGAAGUAAAAGAAUUAAGAAAGAAGAACGUUCAAUAUGCUCUUUGCCAGGAAACCAUGUCGGAGAAUUUAGCUUCUAAAUUCGAAGUUAAGCUUCCACUGCAAACAAUGGAAGAAUUUGAAAAAUUAGAGGAACUUUUACCUACUAAUAAAGAACUGCAGCACUCUUUGAAAUCGGCCCUGUUAUACAACGUAGAUUUAAGAGCUGAUUUAAAAAAAAUUCUUCGCCAAAUUUUGUCUGCUUUAUUCAGCCGUGAGGUGGCAAUGAAAUUCACAGCAUCGAAACCAAUGCCGGAAAAGAAAAUAUUAAAUAGGACAAAUUGCUGCAAUCUUAUUGAGGGUCUAAUUCCAUUCAAAUCUAUGGCAAGUAAAGAAAAGUAUUCUAAACCAGAAAUAAUUGGUGCAAUGGGAUACGUUCUUACACGCUCUUACGAUUGGGGUAAUGGCAGGACUGAAAGAAGAAAUAAAAAAGACAAUAAUGUUAUUAAUGUUUAA
This is a messenger RNA of Leptopilina boulardi, 1242 nucleotides long. RefSeq lists its product as uncharacterized. The coding region runs from base 1 to 1242 and encodes 413 amino acids. NCBI's taxonomy places the organism in Eukaryota, Metazoa, Arthropoda, Insecta, Hymenoptera, Figitidae. The transcript is spliced from 6 exons. The record is from RefSeq and is a predicted model, not a curated record.